AUGUCUGUUUACAGAAAUGGUGUGGCCAAGAGCAUUCAAAACAAAGGUCUCUUUCAAACUGCAAAGGAAGCCAUGUAUAUUGGUCAGCCCAAAACCGGCACUUUAGUUGGAACCGACAAGUUUGGCAACAAAUACUAUGAAAACCCCGAAGACAUGCAGGGUCGUAAUCGUUGGGUCUUUUAUAAAAGACCAGAUUUUGAUGCAACGCAAGCUCCACCCGAAUGGCAUCAAUGGCUUCACCGCAUCUCAGAUGAUAUUCCAACUGAAAAAACACUUCCCAAACCCUUUUAUGCUCAAGAAAGUCGUGAAAACAUGACGGGCACUCGUGGUGCAUUUAAAACCUACAACACAACAGUUUCCAAGAUUACCGCGUGGGAACCCAAGGUGUCUCGCUAGAUUCAGGCUACUCAUCAAUCAAAAAGAAACAGAUACUGAUAGACAGUGAUCAAACGUAAUUGCGUGAAGUUGGACAUGAGCACCCAUAAGCGGUGAAGCGGCAGUACCGAAAAACACACCAUGAACAGAAACAUCCUCACCCAGCUCGAUUGCAUCAUACAAUCCCAAGGAGCUUACAGCAUAGGCGAGAUGAAUAUCAGACUGCUUUUUUUUGGCUUCGACUAUAGUCUGCCUUGGUUUUUUGUCAAGAAACAAAGAGCUAAGGAAUUGUGCUUUACCAUAUGCACGCUGUUUGAUUGUCCGUCCAAUAUCUGCCAGUGUGUCAAAAUCAGAUUGGUGGAUACGAUGCGGGAUCAAUACGCCCAAA
Molecule: messenger RNA, 763 nt
Organism: Batrachochytrium dendrobatidis JAM81
Lineage: Eukaryota; Fungi; Chytridiomycota; Chytridiomycetes; Rhizophydiales
Exons: 6
Coding region: 1-396 (131 amino acids)
Biological process (GO): response to oxidative stress; mitochondrial respiratory chain complex I assembly
Cellular component (GO): membrane
Source: RefSeq, a predicted model, not a curated record